GCUGACGUGAUGGAGUUGCUGGGUAGACAAAUUGAAAACGACGUAGUUCCAAGUCAGCACAGAGCUUGAGGACUGCAGACGAACACUGAUUCAUUUGUUUAUACUAAAUCAUUUUUUGCUGUUGCAACAUCUAUUCACUGUUGUCGGAUAUGGCAGCUGACUGCGAGGCCUGGCUCAACUCGAACCCCGUCGAGGUUGACAAUGUGAGUGACUCCUUUGAAUCUGAAGACGAAAAGAACACUGGCACACUUGUCGCCAACAAGAACAUCAGCAACGAGGUCAAUGGCAACUGGUUGUUGUCGUCGAGCAGCAGCAUCCACGAGGCGCGUCUCAAAGCCAAAGCUAAGCGGAGGCUCAGGAAGAACUCGUCCAGGGAUUCUGGCAGGGGGGACUCCCUUAGUGAUAAUGGUGAUUUGGUCAGGGGAACAGCGGUGGCCCCCACCAGCCCUAAAAGUAAGCUGCUGGACAGGAAGUCCAGACUGGGCAAAGGCAGAGGUCUGCCAAAGAAAGGUGGGGCUGGAGGCAAAGGUGUGUGGGGCAGAUCCGGUGAAGUGUAUGAACCAGAGCAAGUAGACGAGAAAGACCCAAACUAUGACGAAGCUCAGGAAAACUGUGUGUAUGAGACUGUGGUCCCUCCGCUGGAUGAGAGGGACUUUGAGAAGACGGUCACCCCCAUCGUGCAGGAGUACUUUGAACACGGAGACACAAAUGAAGUUGCGGAACUGCUGGCAGAUCUAAACCUGGGGCCCAUGAGAAGCGAGGUGCCCUCGCUGGCUGUGUCGUUAGCACUGGAGGCUAAGGCCAGCCAGCGGGAGCUGACCUCCAAGCUGCUGGCUGAUCUCUGUGGACCCGUCUUAUUCCGCAGUGAUAUGGAGAAGUCCUUUGACAAACUCUUACAAGAGCUCCCAGAUCUGGUGCUGGACACACCUGGAGCCCCGCAGCUCAUGGGCCAGUUCAUCGCACGAGCUGUUCGUGACCAAAUCUUGUCAAAGAGCUACAUUGAGAGCUAUAAAGGCAGAGUUGGCUGUGAAUACACAAGGGCGGCCCUCGACCGGGCGGCUGUGCUUUUGAAGAUGAGUAAGGGUGGCGUUCGCAUCGACAACCAAUGGGGCAUAGGUGGGGGCCAGAGACCUGUCACACAGCUUGUCAAAGAGAUGAACCUCCUGCUAAAGGAAUACAUCCUAUCUGGAGACAGCAAGGAGGCUGAGAGGUGUCUGAAAGAUUUGGAGGUUCCUCAUUUUCAUCAUGAGUUUGUCUAUGAGGCUCUAGUAAUGGUAUUGGAGUCCAAGGGAGAGAAGACAUUCAAAAUGCUUCUGCAGCUUCUUAAGUUGCUCUCUGUGUCCUCCAUUAUCACUGUGGACCAAAUGAGAAGGGGCUAUGAAAGAGUUUAUAUGGAUAUAGCUGAAAUUAACAUAGAUGUUCCCCGUGCGUACUUCAUCCUUGAGCAGUUUGUUGAAAAGAGCUUUAACAUGGGAAUCAUUGAUGUAAAGUUACGAGACCUUUGUCCCUGGGCCGCAAGAGAUUUGUCAGCGAGGGAGACGGGGGUGUCAUCAAAACUGAAAGCUAAGAAGUGGUUUUAAAGCUCCAAUACUUUUUUACUUGCAUAUUUUUCCAAACUAGGAGCAAAAAAAAAAAAAACACACUUUUGAAA
Syngnathus acus (greater pipefish) is the source of this 1651-nucleotide messenger RNA. It is a transcript of the gene pdcd4b, whose product is annotated as programmed cell death 4b. NCBI's taxonomy places the organism in Eukaryota, Metazoa, Chordata, Actinopteri, Syngnathiformes, Syngnathidae. Bases 150 to 1580 code for a protein of 476 amino acids. The record is from RefSeq and is a predicted model, not a curated record. Gene Ontology annotation, biological process: negative regulation of DNA-templated transcription. The transcript is spliced from 12 exons. Gene Ontology annotation, cellular component: cytosol; nucleus.